This is a messenger RNA of Symbiodinium necroappetens, 363 nucleotides long. NCBI's taxonomy places the organism in Eukaryota, Dinophyceae, Suessiales, Symbiodiniaceae. The record is from the annotation of a GenBank genome assembly.
AUGUUGGUUUUGACAUCUUUGCUCACUUCCGUGGAUUGCAAACUGCGACAUCGGCUUGGUCGGGAACGCCAAAAGGGUGUAGCGACCACGAGCCCACGAAGGACGAUGAGAACGAGCCCCCGGAGAGUGAACGCCCGUCUUCGCAUUUCCUUUUCGGCGGCGCUUGCCUGCGGCCACACACCGAUGGCAGCUUGGGCGCCCGGUCGGUUGAGGAGCGUCGAGUCCGGCCGGCGCCUGCGCGAGCGAACGCGAGAGCCGAAGGAGCCAAGGGAGCCAGGGCAGUUUUCAGAAUCGCGGAAGCAUGUGACCUCCGAUGCGGCAUCGGCGCUAAUGCGCCGAGCAGCUGCAGCGGUCAAAGAGUAG